GAACAGAGCAUCGGUCACUGUCCAGCUUGUUCUCAGCGCUCUCCUUAUCCUUCCGUUCGGGAACAGAGCGUCGGCCAUUUUUUCGCCUGUUCUUGAAACCCUGUUUCUCUGAAACUCCGAGGGUUGGCCCCUGUCCGUCUCGGAAUCCCUCACUCACCCGUUUUCCCGAAUAGCUGUCAACCUGAGUAGAACACCGAAUCGCAGGAAGCUUAGUUUUCCAUUUUCCGAAAUUUCACCGAAUGUUAGUACCGACCGUCACCGAUUUGUCAGUGGUGAAUUUAUUUAUUUAUGAUAAAUAAAUGGGAGUACAUAUAUUGGAAGAAGUUUUUUCCUGAUCAAGACCCCUGGUGUACAUUUUUCUCCACUGCUGUUACCCGGACGGCGACUUUUUGUAGGACAUCCGGGUCUCACACAGAAAGUUCGUCACAAGCUGUACACGGAGGUCCAGAACUCACAGGAAUACUCACGCAGAACAUAACGAGAAAUUUUAAAAACCCCACUAUAUCACGCUAAUGGACUAAGGAAGCAGAUUAUCGAGUAUGUUAAUAAAUGCCUGCCAUGUCACGCCGUAAAAACGCGUCAAGUACAAAAAGAAACUCCCCAAAAACCCCACACCACACAAUCACCUUUCGAGGUGAUAAGUAUAGAUGUAUUGGGGCCAUUCUCCGAAACGCCAAGAAAUAACAAAUACGGAGACCCUAGACAAAUUAUCUCCGACAACGCAUUAGUAUUCCAGUCAUAAAUACCUCAUCAUGGUCAGCAAAAGCAAAUACAGCCAUAUCAUACAGCUGUCUACUUCCAACGGGAGAACCAGGUCGAACGAAAAGUUGCCGACUUUAAAACCAUUCUUCGAGCCCUCAUGCAUAAUCAACAGCGACGAAGGAAUUGGGAUCAGCACCACGAGCCCUAACAAUAACAACGCCGACGCAAAAACCGAGCUACAGGAGAAUCUACAGCAACCGCUCUCCUACGUUACGAAGCAGCUGCACAAGGUGAUUGAGAAAUUCCCGAAUUUCAAAGAAGACGAAGGCGACCUCGAGAGGAUGCGCGGUUAAGACGCCAAACUAUUAUCGCUCGACAAUUAAAUUUCAAUCAUCAAACUUUCCCACGUCGAGACGAUAAUCCUACCGUUACUUCCAAGUCGGAGAGAUGGUAAUGGUGAGAGAGCACAAUCCGCCAAAUCCCUUUGCAUCUACAUGGGCAGGACCAUUUCCCGUUAUCCUUCGAAACUCAUCACAAAUAUACGAGGUAGGCAAGAAUGGAAGGCAAUUCAAAUACCACGUCGAUCAACUUAGAACGGCCCCACCAAGGAACCCACCGUUAGAAGCAGAUGAUUCCAGCGAGGAAAAAUAUUGAAGCAAAAUAAAAUUGCUGCGACAUUGCUAUCAUUUACAAAUGAAACCUUAAAAUUGUAAAAGUUUUUACAGUCGGUUUGCAAGAAAUGAUCACUUUGCGAAGAAACAUUAAUUUAGCAACUUUG
Anoplophora glabripennis (Asian longhorned beetle) is the source of this 1480-nucleotide messenger RNA. RefSeq lists its product as uncharacterized. NCBI's taxonomy places the organism in Eukaryota, Metazoa, Arthropoda, Insecta, Coleoptera, Cerambycidae. Bases 753 to 1055 code for a protein of 100 amino acids. The transcript is spliced from 2 exons. The record is from RefSeq and is a predicted model, not a curated record.